GCAAGUCGGGCUCGGUGUGUCAGUAUUCAUGAUGGCGGCAAGUUUGUUGGAGGAUAAUUUGCGGUCUCUUAACGAUUGUUUGACAGAAUCUGAGAAUACAACAAAAGAGCAAGCAGAUAGCAUUGUUACAGAUAUUAGUCAAAUAUGUAUCAACGAAUCGACAGACAAGGAUAUAGAUUUAUGUUGUUCUAUUUUGUUCGACAAAAGAAAAGGAUUGGUGUCUUUUUUAUCUGAAACUGUGACAAAGGAAGAGUUUCAGACAUGCAAACAGAAAAUUUUGGAAUUUCUAUCAGAAUUUAUCCAGAAGAUUGAAAAGAAAAUUAUUCCAUAUGUUUUUGAUAUCAAGGAUGUGUGCAUGUCUCUCUUCUUUCGUGAGAGGUUGGCUAAAAUUAAGAAUUUGUCUAUGCCAGUUUUAGCAAAAGUUUUAGAAUUGUCAGCAGGAUCUGCAAGUGCUCAGGAACUAGGUAUUGAUAAAAUCAUCAACAAAUUCUUCAUGGAACUAACAAAGAGUGUAUCCAAAUUGCCAGCAUCAGUGAAGGAGAGUAUAUAUGUGAUUUUGGGGCUUCUUGCCGAGAUUUACCCAGAGCAUAUGACUCAGUAUGCCAAUAAACUGAUGGACAUAUAUCUCAGAGCCCUGAAAGCUGAGAUGACCAGCAAAACAAAGAAACCAGAGCUGUCUGUAAUCAGUGGUUGUUUGGAGGGUCUGGCUAGCUGCCUUGUCAACUUCACAGAGGAUGAGGACUCCCAAAACAGUUACGAGAUAUUCAAAUAUGCUCGAAUGGCCAUUGAUCCAGACAUAAACUAUACCCGCUAUGAUGUUCCAAAAGCAGGCCUGAAACUGUUUUCUAGACAUUCUUCCCAGUUCAGAUCCCAGCUAUCAGAUGACUACCAGGGAAUGUACAACAAAUUGAAAAGCUGGAGUAAACACCACAACAGAGAUCUACUUCAUCUGGGCACGGCAGCCAUGGAGGGGUUUUUAACGCAGGUAUCAGAAGUGUUAGUUUCCAAAGCCAAAGAAGGGAAGAGGGAAGGAGCUGUAUUCAAGUUUUUUGUGACAAAGUUUAGAGAAAUUAUGAACGACAGUUCAGCAAGUGCCAAAGAGAUGUCUCUAGCAAUCAGAGGAUAUGGUUUGUUGGCAGCACCCUGCAAGGAAUUCCUUCAACAGACAGAUGUCCAGUUUAUGUUUAGUGAGAUGAUAACUAAAAGUGAACAACUAUAUCUGAGCUCUGACAAGGCGGAUGUUGAGGACAAACUGUAUAGUUUACCCAGCUACUUAGAAGCAUUGGCCAAAAUCAUUAGACAGCUGGACCAUGUACCAGAAACAUAUGCCACAUCCAUUGAACGUUUGAUGAUCAUUCUGGCUGAAAACUUUCCCACAAUCCAUCAGAAGCAACAUUUCCUCUCUGUGAAGUCCCUACUUUGGUUGCUGAUAACACUUAUGUCAAAGGGAGAAGUGUUUUCUCAAGUUUUGUCUGGCUUUGUGUUCCAAAUGCUGCUGCGGACCUGCUCUCAUCCUCCAGUGAUCGAAACGGAGGAUGUAACAGAAAAUGUUGCUUCUGAGCAGGCGGGCAGGAAGGUCACAUAUAUGGACUUCAUAGAGAUGUGGGACACACUUUUUAACAGUCCUAGGAUCAAGGAAUUCAGUGUGGCUGACAUCAGUGUAGAAAUGAGACAUGCUCUAACAGAAACAAUAUAUAAUGAGCUCAUCAAUUCGGUGCUUAGAAUGCUGGGAAAACUUGACCUCACGUCACAGUCCAGCACUGAGGUUGCACAGCAACAGGAAGGAUCAAGUUCUGAUGACCCCCAGGAUGUGUCCAGUGACCCUCUUCAUGGUAUGCAGCCCAAAAGACCAAAAGACUUCCAGAUCUUUAUCAACCUUGUCGACUUCUGCAGAGAAAUCCUACCACAGAAGCACUUCCAGAUGUUUGAGAAAUGGCUGUUUUUGUUUUGUCACACAUUGAUUCUUCAUUCCACCGAAAAGCCCUUGGUCAGUGGGUACUACAAACUGUUGGCCAUCAGUAUGAAGAUAGCAAAUAAACUUAAUUAUUUUCAGGGAAUAAUAAGCCUAUCUCCAGUGAAGAAGGAAGUGAAAAUGGAGGUUGGUGAUUCAGAUCAGAAGAUUGACAUCCACCAAAGAACUACAUGUUUCCAGCUCAUCCAGAAAUUCACCAAAGAGGUAUUGGUGAGAAUGAAACAAUACAAAGACGAGCUCCUGGCAGCCUGUCUUACCUUUGUUUUGACCCUUCCUAAAGAAAUAGUUGCUGAGCAAAUGUCCAGUGUUGUACCAGCAAUACAGCUGACUUUGUCAAUUGGCCUGGGUUAUCUGCCUCUUGCCGUGGUUGCACUGGAUGCCUUGGACUAUUGGUCAGACAUGCUGCCUCAGUCAGUCAUACAGCCACACUACCCACAGAUCCUGCCCUGUCUAGACAGCUACCUCAAAACUGUGGACCAAGGUGCUGAUGAUAUAAAUAGUACAAUGGAAAUGACAAAGAGUAAGAGUGGGAAGGGGAGAAAGAAACUCGCUGUCAGAAUUUUCAAGGGCCCUAGGACUGACUCCAAGGAGGCUUUUGAGACGCAGUUAGCAGGUAUAAAGCAGAGGGUGAUGACAUACUUAGGAAAACUUGGGGGAGGAGUGAACCAUGCUCUUCUUACAGGGAGUGAUGUCUGUGAAGAGGCUAUUGCUUGGGACACUGAACAGCAUCUCCGAUUUGAUGUGCCUUUUGUUGACAUGAAACCUCAGAUUUAUUUUGACCCUUUUCUGCCACGUAUUGUGGAGCUGGCCACAAAAUCAGGAGACAGACAGACAAAAGUAGCUGCCUGUGAACUCCUGCACUCCCUCAUCCUGCUCUGUGUGGGACGAAGUGCUACACAGCCAACAAGAGAGCGCUUUUCACUGGCUUCCAUCUACAAGAAACUAUUUCCAAGCAUUCUUCAACUGGCAUGUGAUGUAGACUUGGUGACCAAACAGCUAUUUGAGCCAUUGUUGAUGCAGCUGAUUCACUGGUUUACAAAGAACAAUACAACAGAGAAUGAAGAAUCUAUGUCAUUACUGGAUGCCAUUUAUGAUGGUAUCAUACAGCCUAAUGACACAGCCCUGAGGGACUUCUGUGCAGUUUGUCUUAGAGAGUUUCUGAAGUGGUCCAUCAAACAAACUAAAAAUAUAGAGAAGAGUCCUAUCAAUGCUAAAUCAUUGCUCAAGAGAUUGUACAGCUAUGCACUUCAUCCAGGGGCUUUCAAGAGGCUGGGAGCAGCACUGGCGUUUAAUAACAUUUACACUGUCUUCAGAGAGGACAAUGCCAUGGUGAAUUUGUACAGUUUCCAGAUUUUGGUACAUUUUGUAGAGAGUUUGGCCAUUGCUCAUGAGGAUGAGUUAUCAAUGGGCACUCAGACCCAAUGCAAGAUGGUACUUGAGCACAUGGAGAGAAUCAUCCAAGUGAAGGCCAAAGUUUUAAGCAAGGAGGACAAGAAUAGAACAGAACCAAAACAAUGGAGUGUUGUGAAGUUGGACAUAGCUGUCCGCUGGCUGAUGAGACAGUGUGGGCGGCCCCAGACCGAGUGUAGACACAUCUGUAUGAAACUAGUCCACCAGUUAGCUCCUUGUAUCACAGGAAUAAAGACCACCAAGGAUUAUUUCCAGACAUUUUAUAAGAGUGAGACGGCAGCUUAUUUCAUUACCAGAUUUGAGGGCAGACAACAGAAGUACGGAAUACUGUCUUGUCCAGAGAUGACCACUGUGGAUUCCUCAUUCUCUGUACAGAAUGCAGUGUCCUGGUUUGACCAUUACCUUGCUGUUCUGGACUGCUACAUCUGGACGUUUGGAGAAAAUUUAUUGACUCCAAAUAACAUUUUCAUAGAGGGGAAAAAUCAGAGUAAGCUACCCCAGGCAAUGAAGCACUUUCUGAGUCAGAUCGCAAUGAAAAACAUGGAGGAAGUAGCGGGAAUGUUUGCACAGGAACCACUGGUUAAUGUGUACACUCCCAAAGAGAGGGAUGAAUACAACAGAAUUAAGUGUACAGCUGUGAUAAGAACAUUAGAUUUCCUCUGUGUCCUGGUAGCUAGGAGUGCAACUACAAUAAAGAAGUUGUUGCCGUCUGGAGAUGUGAGGAAGGACCUGUGGAGCCUGAUUUGCAUAUGUGUAGUGCAACCAUCAAAUGUUGGAUUUAAUUUAGGAGAUGUAGAGAUAAUAAAAAAUCUACCCACAGAGCUUGAAAACUUGCUCAAAGUAUUUUAUGCAAAGCUGCCAUCAGACGUCCUGCAGGAGAUGGCUAAGGAGUUUGGAUUACUCCUAAGAGGAGACAGAGACUUGUUGGGCUUUCUGAACAAGCCUCUGGAUGACCCCUCGACAGACCAUGUCUUCUUACAACAGUUGGUUUCUGGAUACCAGUUACUGCAGAAAGUGGAGCUCCUAGGUAAAGUCAUCAGAGGAAAUACGCUACCUGAUCUAGCCAUCCCAACCUUCAAUUUUGUCUUCAGUAGCGUAGUCUGUGUGGAGGGAAGAACUAAACGAGCAUUGACCCUGUCCCCAACAGCACACGUUACAGCAUCUAAACUAUUGGAGUUGUUCUUCUGUUUGGGUGGCUCAAUCCCCAAGGUCAUAGCUGGGAUUUUGGACCAGUCUGUGAUAGAGGGAUCAGCCAAAGGCUACUCACAAUGUCACGGGGAACUCGUAUUUACGGCCUUCAAGUCCAUUUUUUCAGUACACCUGGCCAGGUCCAUGAACGAGGCUGUCGCUGAUCUUUGUCGUUACGCUGAGAAGCAGAGUUAUCGAGUGAUGAGCAUUCUGGUUUCUGUGGUAGAUACGGUUUCCAAGGACAAAAAUCUGAGAAAACAAAUUGAUCAGAGUGUCGUGACAUCUGUGGUAGAGCAGUGGAAAUCCAUUUCUAAGUGGUGCAUAACAACAGAUCUACAUAGUAUGGCUAUGCUGUUGCUGACUAAACUGGUUCUCUUGGACAGCAAGGUUGUGACAGACAGCAGCAGUGAUCACUUCCCUGAAGUGUUUGAUACCUAUCUCAAGAUGUUAACAGAAAACAAGACCACAUUGUCUGUCAAGUGCAGAGUCCUUGAACUGUUGCCAUUCUUUGCCACACUUGAAGAAUCACACAUAAAAAAGUUAAAGCGUAGCUUAGACAGACUUGUGGCUGACCAUUUCCCUGUGAAGAGCACUGACCUUCCAGAAUCCAGUCCACAUUUCAAAGAUUACACAGCUGCAAUAGACAGGUUGCUGACGAGCAUGGAAUUAUCUGGGAGUGAGAUGUUGUUGGAACUCCUGAUCAGCAUCUUCUGUAGAGAGUCAAAGCAUGUAUAUGAGACCAAGAUACAGGAGUCUAUCAACAGAUUCACCAAAAGGAUUCCAGUAUCUAAGCAGAAAUCCGUGGUAGAUGUGACAUACAAAAUUUUCUGUCAGGAGAAACUUUAUUCGGCGGAGGUCAGGAGGACCACAAUAGAGAAGGUGACCCUCCCCAUCCUCAGGCUCGUCCACAAGACGGCCUUACUGGAGUUUUUUAAUGACCACAUGAGUGAUCUCAGAACAACACUGGAGGCCAAAGUAGCAAAGGGUUCUGCACUGGAGAACCAGUUAACAUCCAAAAUCUGCAGUUUUCAGCUCCUGGAAUUAAUGUAUGGCCGAUUUAAUAAAGAGGAAGUGUUUGGGAAAAAUUCGGUUGUGAACAAAAAAUUCUGUGAUGUGAAGUCGAUAACAGUCGACACUGGCAAGGAAAUGACACAAGUCAUAAUGAGGACUGCCCAUGAAGCUAAGGGUGAGGAUGUGAGGGGGGAGACCAGCUGUACUGAGCUGAGGCGACAAUACCACUGUGCUGCCUACAACCUACUGAUUGCUGUACUCUCCAGCACACAAAACGACGCCAAAUUCUUCACAGCCUUCCUGUUCAAGGAGGAUGAGGCCAAAGGACAGUUUGUAUUUGAUAACCUGGUGAACAAAGACAAAGCCUACGAAUUUACAUCAGAACUUAAGGCACCUCUGUCCAGAAAGAAGCAGUAUGUAUCAAUAAGGAAUGAAGUGAGGGAGAGUGACUCAGAGAAUGGGAGGACUGAGGGGGGCAGUAGUUCCUCCUCCCUUCACUUGGCUUCACAGUACCUGGCAGACAGCAGUCUACACGAAGACCUCCAUCAGUACGACUUCACAGCCACACCCCAGAUGUCAGAAGGAUCUCUGAAGGAAAAAGUGAUGACUGUUCGCAAAUCUAGCUAUACUGAUGAAGAGGAUGACUCAGAUACCAAAGUGAUGGUGGAGGAUGAUUAUGUAGAGCUCGAGAUGGAUGACCUCAAUCAACAUGAGUGUAUGGCAGCCAUGAUUGCUCUCCUCAAACACAUGCAGAGAGCCAAGAUCAUUUCGCUUGUGGAGUCAGGUGUGGUACCAGAAUUACCAGCUUGGAUGAAGUACCUGAACGAUAAACUGAAGAAUCCAAGAACACACGUCAACAUCAAAUAUAUCAUUGCAAAACUUAUCAUCAACACUGCUGAGGUGUUUCGCCCCUAUGCAAGAGAUUGGAUCCGCCCACUAACACAGCUGAUCAUCAGUGGUCCCUUCACAAGUCUGAAUUACUUCGUCAUUGAUGUGAUUGUCACUAUCAUGUCCUGGCACCAAGUUGCCAUUCCACUGGACACAGUAGAAGAGAGAGCUAUGUCCUCACGGCUGGUGGAGUUUGUGAUGGGAUAUGUGUACAGUGAUACCAGGCCAGUGUAUCGUAAUAACUUAGAACUGCUGAAAACACUUCUCCAGGUCUGGAAAGACCGCGUGGAAAUACCUUACAGCAUUGUGUAUAGACACCUAAAACAGCCUGAUGACACCAAAAAGGACAGCUGUGUGGGGAUACAACUGAUGGGCGUGGUUCUUUCCUGCAGAUUUCCUCCCUAUGGCCCUACAGCACCUGUUGACCAGGAAAAAUUCUUCACCACUGUCGCCCAGUACAUGAAAAAAGGCUACAAAGCUGUGUAUGCAGCAACAGCAGAAGUAGUUGGAAUGAUCUUUAAACAUUUGGCGGAGAAAGAAAAACAGACAGAGGGGUCAUUCCACGAUUAUGUUGUAAAUGUGAUGAAUUCCCUCCAGCAGAGUAACCCUGCCAACUUUAUUCUAUGUAUUCACAGAAUGCAACUCCAUUAUUCCCCUAUAGCUGACAGGUUUAUGAACCGCUUGUUGUUUGUUCUUCCCAAUCUUCACAUGGAGUUGCGUAAUCACUGUCUGGAAAUUAUUUUAUCACGGAUCGACACUUUGGAAAAUGUCUACACAGAACUUAAAAGUAAAGGCUUGCUAGCUUUCCUCUCACAUAGGGAUGAGGAAACACAGCUGAUUGUUUUGAAAAUUGUCAAGAGUAUACAAACCAAACUGCAGGCCAGCGAAGUGUCAGAAUUACUCCCCCUGAUGUCUGGAUUUUGUUUCAGUCCCAGCAUUCCUUGUCGUAAUGUUAUGUACGACAUCUUGAUGUGGGUCUAUGACAACUACAGGGAAGAUGAGAGUGAAACUGCAAAUAACAUCAUGCAACAAACAAAGGAGAGUCUACUGAAAGGAUUGGGGGAUGAAGAUAUACAGUGCAGACUGCUGGUACAGAAUUUCUGGAGCAGUGAGACGCGAGUUCCCGGGAAUACAUUGGACAGACUGGUGGCCAUGUUGGAAGCCAUGUACUCCCCAGUCACAGAGAAACAGUUCCUCAGCUACGCCACAAACCUCAUCCUAGAAAUGACCUCAAAGAGCCCAGACUACCAGAGGGAAGUGUUUGAGUCGCCUUUAGAGGACUGCAAGUUCCAGGACUACAAUGUAAAAUCCUCAUGGAAACAGAGGCAUGCAGCAAUGACACCAUUGUUUGCUAAUACCAUGGCAACUCAAAGUGUAAUGGAGGAGGGUGAAAGUUUCAGUGGAGAGAUUCGAGCCACACAGGACAUUCAACAAUUCACAGCUACUCAGGAUGCCUCCAAAGUGCCAUUUAACUGGUUGACUGGGAGCAGUUUGGACACCUUUACCGACUACAGUUCGGUGGGAUCAGAGACCUCUAGUUCUCUCUUGUUUACUGUGGGAACACAAGACAUGGCCCUAAGAGCACGACUUAAGCCCAGCAGAAAACCAGGUCCAGGGUUUGGCAAGUCUCGACCUGGAACCAGCAAACACAUUGAGACAACCAGCAAAGAUGCUCAGGACAGUGAAAUGCAUAGACUGAAACGACGCUUUUUGAGAGAUGAGGAGCAGAGUAAGGCUUAUUUUGUGAAACGGCACACUCGACUGGAGAAAAUGAGGGAGGAGGCAUUGAGAGAACAGAAAUCUCGCCGGGAGCACCAAGUGACCAUGUACAGAAAAUACAGGAAAGGGGACCUACCUGACAUACAGAUCAAAUACUCCUAUCUUAUUGCCCCAUUACAAGCUGUAGCUCAUAGGGACAGUACUGUUGCCAAAUUGCUGUUCGGUGCCAUAUUCAAGGGAAUAUUUUCCAAGAUGGAUGAAGUGAAAACUGAACGGGAGGUGCAGGAGACGAUCCAGCAGAUUCAGAAGAGUAUCAGUACGGUUCUGACCUCUUCCAUACAGUACUUCACACCAUUCAUCAGCUGUCUUCUGGACAUUUUGUACAGUUUAAGAAGUAAACUGAAAUUAGACUUGUCUGAUGUGAGUUUAGCUGCAACUAUUGGAAAUGUGCAACCUCUAGGAAUAUGUGUGUUAGAAGAACAACUGAUAUCUCAGGACGGGGAUGAACGACCUACUAAACGAGGAAGGAGUGACGGAGCAGUCGUGUCAACCGAUACACUCAGCUGGAUCGAGCUAGCAAGGCUAUAUAAAUCAGUGAAGGAGUAUGAUGUAUUGCUGGGAAUCUUCAGUGGAAGGAUUGGAACACAGGAUAUCACAAAGGAAGCUGUAAAAAUGGAGGCUAGAGGGGACUACUACAAAGCUAUCAAACUGUACAACCAGGCUUUGUCCUGUGAGGAGUGGGAUGAAAACCCGCCCACCAUUGAAGUGGACAUGUGGGACGAAUCUAGGAUGGAGUGUCUCGACAACUUGUCCCAGUGGAAGGAACUAGAGGAGGUGGCCAUGUCUGGAAUUAACAAUAGCUCCAUCAGCCAGGUCUGGAAGGACACUUACUAUCAGGAACACUAUUUGCCAUACAUCAUCAGAAGUAAACUGAAGCUGAUGCUACAGGGAGAAGAUGAUCAGCAGCCAUUACUGACCUUCAUUGAUGACUGCAUGAAACAGUCGGACCAGAAGGCCAUUAUAGAGAGCCGAUACUGUGAAGAGCUGGCUUUGAUGUACAUCUGGCAGAGAGACUAUGACAGAGCCAGACACUACUCCAACAUGGCAUCCCAGCAGUUCUUACAUGACUGGAGCAGUACAGACAGUCUGAUGUCUGUCAGUAGACGAAGCCACCUACAGAAACUCCAGCCUCUUGUGGAGAUGCAAGAGUUCCUUAGUUUCAUGUCAGAGAGUAACUUCACUACAGCCAGGCCUGCUGAUGUACUCAUUGAGAAAUGGCAGUCUCGUUGUUUACAUCCCCUGCUUGAUCCAGAGGUUAUAUGGGAUGAUAUUGUCACCAACAGAAUGGUGUACUUGGACCACAUAUCAGCUCGACUUUCUGGUUCUCUGGUAAAGAAAGACGAUGAUGCAAUGGAGGUGGAUGAAAAAGACAUGUUCCUCGAAUCUAAAAUUCGUCUCAGACUGAAGAUGGCCGACAGCAGUUGUCAGAAGAGGAACCAUAAACUGGCUCUGAACAUCCUCUCUGACAUACACAAAAAUUACAGAGAUAGAGAAAAUGAAAUUCUGAAUAUAGAAUGGAGUCAUUUAUAUGCCAAAACUCACCAGCUCAGUGCCAUGUCAGCUGACAUGGAUUGGAGUAAUGAAAAUUUUUCAAGCAUUUUAUCCACCAUAGAUAGGCUAGGUAAAUUCAGGGGAAGUCCAUUCCUUGGACAAGAGUCUGGGCUAGGCCGCCGACAUUUUAUGCUUAUGGGACAGGCUUUUGGCCUGCUGGUGGAUGGCGUAUUAAGUGAAAACUGCUUUAGUAGCCUCAGUGACAAAAACUCAGAGAAAAUCAAGGUCAUGGCCAAGGCCUCAAAGCUAGACCAAAGAGAGUUAGCUGAAUGUCUUGUUGAUGAAGGAUACAAGCAAAUGAAGAUUGGAUUGUCAUAUGAUGGUCGAUCAACUCGCGCUUGUCGCUAUGGUUUAGAGGAGGCCUAUCUAGCUGUGGCCCAAUACUGCAAUAAGUUCCUUAGAAUGACAGAUGAUAGUGAGACAGAGAGUCUGCAUCUCUCUAAAGAAAGUCAGAAGAAUUUUCCAGAAACAAUAACUGUUUGUCUGUUGAAUGCUAUGAAACUUGAUUCCAUGGAGGCCAGACAAAGGUUUCCACGGUUACUUCAGCUGGUGGAAAGGUAUCCAGACAUUCGCUCCACCUUUGUUGAAAAGAGUGGACAGGUUCCCUGUUGGAUGUUCAUUAUGUGGAUUAGUCAGAUGAUGGCAUUGUUGGAUAAACCGGAAGCAAGCACUUUACACCACAUUCUGACUGAGCUUGCUGAAAAUUAUCCUCAGGCUGUAGUGUACCCCUUUAAGCUGAGCAGUGAGGGAUAUAGCUUUACAGACAAGAAAAAUGAAGCUUUUGUUUCCAGACUCAAUGACAAAUUAGGAGAUGAGCAGCUUCCUCUGGUUUCAAAGUUCAUAUCAGCUCUAGAACAUAUGAGCCAGCCAGAUCAAAUUUUCAAGGAUUGGUUUGAUGAUACAAGACUGAAAUUCAAUAAGAAAAAACCAGACAAAAAAGCUAUGAGGCAGGAAUUUCAAAUCAUGUACAAAAAAGUCCUGGAGUUCUCCCAGACAGUGGUCCGAGGGGCCAGCCAGAGGUCCCAGACUGAAGAAACCCAAAGUAUGGUGGACAAGGGAAAAUACCCCAAAAGGUUUGCUGAGAGAUUUAAGAAAGAUGUCGACAGUUACUUUGGAAAAGAUGGUGAGAAAAUCUUGGACAUGACAUUAAGUAAAUUUGUGAAUGCCUACAGGAAGGUCUACACAGAUAUGACAAAUGAAGUAAAGGGGAAAAACCUGAAACCGCCUGAGACACUCAAAGACUACUGUCAGUGGUUGUCAGAAUUCAACCCCAGUAUUCAGGGGAAGGAGCUGGAAAUCCCGGGUCAGUAUGAUGGUGUGACAAAGCCUUUGCCAGAGUACCACAUCAAGGUGGUAGGAUUUGAUCAAAGGGUUAAAGUUAUGACCUCAAUACGGAAACCGAAGAGGGUAACAAUCCGUGGGAAUGAUGAGAGGGAGUAUCACUAUCUUGUGAAGGGUGGGGAAGAUUUAAGGCAGGACCAGAGAAUAGAACAGCUCUUUUUCCUAAUGAAUCAAGUUCUGGAGAGUGAUCCAGCUUGCAAACAGAGAAAUCUUAAAAUUAAAACUUAUCAAGUUAUUCCAAUGACACCAAGAGUCGGUUUCAUAGAAUGGAUGAACAAUACAAUACCACUGAAGGAGUUCUUGUAUUCCAAUCUUACAGAGCAGGAAACUAAAUUCAUACACAGCAAACAAGGACCCGUACAUCUCCAUAGUAACUGGAUAAUGAAGCUGAACAAAGAUCAAAUUCCUGCAUACAUGCAGAUGUACCUUAAAUACAAUAUGACAGAAACUAAAAGGGAACUACAUAAAAAAGAGAGUUGUGUACCAUGGGACUUAUCAAGGCGCGCUUUCCACAAGAUGAGCACUUCACCAGAAGCAUUUCACGUCCUCCGCUGCAAGUGUGCAUCAACACACGCUUUGAUUUCCAUCUGUCAGUAUAUACUUGGUAUUGGUGAUCGUCAUUUGUCCAACUUUAUGGUGAACUUGAAAAAUGGAGAGAUGGUGGGGAUUGAUUUUGGCCAUGCUUUUGGCUCUGCUACACAGUUCCUGCCCAUUCCUGAGUUAAUACCAUUCCGCCUGACUCGACAACUGCGCAACUUGAUGAUGCCACUACAGGUUCACGGCCUGAUGGAAUCCACCAUGAUUCACACCCUCCGGGCUCUGAGGAACAACUGUGAUCUUUUGUUAAAUACCAUGGACAUCUUUGUUAAAGAACCAUCAGUUGAUUGGCUGAUAAAUGCUGAAAAACAAAUGAAUGAAAUGAAAGGAGAUGAGUCACCUGAAGAAGAGGAUGUUAUGUGGUAUCCAAAGGAGAAGAUUGAAUACAUGAAACACAAGUUAAGGGGGCACAAUCCAGUCUGUAUAACUAGAGAGGAAUUGAGGUUAGGUCACUCAAAGAAGCCUGCAUUCCCUGCAAUGGAGAGAGUGCUCCAGGGUGACAAGAGAGAAAACGUGCGAGCUCAGCUUCCACUGACUGGACUGACUGCAGAACAACAGGUGGCAGCACUGAUUGAUCAAGCAACAGAUCCUAACAUUCUGGGCCGUGUGUAUGCAGGCUGGGAACCCUGGAUGUGAAAUGCUAGACUCGUGUACCCGUUUCAUCAGUUAAAUUUAACAAGUGAAUAUUCUGCCAAGUAGGGAAAAAUUAGUAAUAGUGGCUAUUGAAGUAAUUCAAUAUGUGCAAGUUAAACACAUGACAGUUUCUCUGCAGCAUACAGAAACUACAUAUCUGUAUGUUUAUAAAUGUGUUGUUGACAACAGUGCAUUUAAUGUUUACAAAUUAACUGUAUACAAAACUGAUUGUAGAAAUAAAAUUUUGAUUACUUUUA
Molecule: messenger RNA, 12627 nt
Organism: Ostrea edulis (European flat oyster)
Lineage: Eukaryota; Metazoa; Mollusca; Bivalvia; Ostreida; Ostreidae
Product: DNA-dependent protein kinase catalytic subunit-like
Exons: 95
Coding region: 29-12373 (4114 amino acids)
Biological process (GO): double-strand break repair via nonhomologous end joining; telomere maintenance; intrinsic apoptotic signaling pathway in response to DNA damage
Cellular component (GO): nucleus
Molecular function (GO): DNA-dependent protein kinase activity; protein binding
Source: RefSeq, a predicted model, not a curated record